This is a messenger RNA of Hippopotamus amphibius kiboko, 1069 nucleotides long. Its product is annotated as glucose-induced degradation protein 8 homolog. Lineage: Eukaryota; Metazoa; Chordata; Mammalia; Artiodactyla; Hippopotamidae. The transcript has a single exon. Gene Ontology annotation, molecular function: protein binding. The record is from RefSeq and is a predicted model, not a curated record. Gene Ontology annotation, cellular component: nucleus; cytoplasm. Bases 152 to 838 code for a protein of 228 amino acids. Gene Ontology annotation, biological process: proteasome-mediated ubiquitin-dependent protein catabolic process; positive regulation of canonical Wnt signaling pathway.
CGCGCCGAGCUCUCCCCGCGCCGGGCGCAGCGGGGCGGCGCUCCAGAGCCGUGCCUUCCGAGCGCCGCCGUGUCGUCGGGAGCCAGCGCUGGGCCCGUGCGGGGCGCGGUGGGCCGCGGCUCGGAGGGGUGCGCCCCGGAAAUAAAUCAGAAUGAGUUAUACAGAAAAGCCCGAUGAAAUCACAAAGGAUGAGUGGAUGGAAAAGCUCAACAACUUGCAUGUCCAGCGAGCAGACAUGAACCGUCUCAUCAUGAACUACCUGGUCACAGAGGGUUUUAAAGAAGCAGCAGAGAAGUUUCGGAUGGAAUCUGGGAUCGAACCGAGUGUUGACCUGGAAACCCUUGACGAGCGAAUCAAAAUCCGUGAGAUGAUCCUGAAGGGACAGAUCCAGGAGGCCAUUGCACUCAUCAACAGCCUCCACCCGGAGCUGCUGGACACGAACCGCUAUCUCUACUUCCACCUGCAGCAACAGCACCUGAUUGAGCUGAUCCGCCAGCGGGAGAUGGAGGCGGCGCUGGAGUUCGCGCAGACCCAGCUGGCUGAGCAGGGCGAGGAGAGCCGCGAGUGCCUGACCGAGAUGGAGCGCACGCUGGCCCUGCUGGCCUUCGACAACCCCGAGGACUCGCCCUUCGGAGACCUGCUCAACAUGAUGCAGAGGCAGAAGGUGUGGAGUGAAGUGAAUCAAGCUGUCCUAGAUUAUGAAAAUCGUGAGUCAACACCCAAGCUGGCAAAGUUACUGAAACUACUCCUUUGGGCUCAGAAUGAGCUGGACCAGAAGAAAGUAAAAUAUCCCAAAAUGACAGACCUCAGCAAAGGUGUCAUCGAGGAGCCCAAGUAGAGUCUGUGCAGGGUCCCUGUUUCCCUGCCCGGCUGGCAGUGCGCUGUCUGGGACUGAAGAUUUUUACAGCAGCAGAGAACUCUUUCCUCCCCCUUUUACUUUUUUUUGACCCAGCAUCUUUUGAAAGGGAAAGUGGCCCUUUUAAGCGCUGGAAAACGCGCACUGAAAGACGCCUCUCUUGCGGAAGGCUGGCGAGGACCGUGCCGCAGCCUGACCUCAGUGCUCUGGGCA